This is a messenger RNA of Alternaria alternata, 3516 nucleotides long. RefSeq lists its product as hypothetical. Gene Ontology annotation, molecular function: DNA binding; DNA-binding transcription factor activity, RNA polymerase II-specific; zinc ion binding. The transcript is spliced from 5 exons. The record is from RefSeq and is a predicted model, not a curated record. Lineage: Eukaryota; Fungi; Ascomycota; Dothideomycetes; Pleosporales; Pleosporaceae. Gene Ontology annotation, biological process: regulation of DNA-templated transcription; DNA-templated transcription. Bases 271 to 3288 code for a protein of 1005 amino acids.
ACUCCCCGUCAACUCACUUCCGUCGGGUAUCAAAGUCACGUCGUAGCGCUUGCCGAUCUCCUCGAACCGGCUUCUCUGAAUAUGCGCUGGCUUCUCCACAGCUUCUCGUUACUUUGCAUGUUCUCCACUGUCUGGUCUGGCUCAUGAUCGACCCUUGACGCGCAUCUGGCAGCUGUUGUUACCCCACUCAAAACUGCUUUCCCUGCAUCAUCGAGACACGCCUUUGAUGCGGCCAUUUCCGCUUGCUUCUGAGAACACACUCUGCUUUUAAUGAAUCAAGGAGCCCCUCAGACGGCCUCUGCGAACGCUGCCGUGUCUCAGCCCAAGCCUAUUCGUUUUGUGACGAACCAUGAUGGUCCCUAUGCGAAGAGGCGUCGCAUUAAUUCCGCGUGCCUGACCUGCAGGAAGAAGAAGACGCGAUGCUCGGGUGAACGGCCUGUAUGCGGAACUUGCAUCCAGAACAAGCAUGAAUGCGCCGGCUACGGCGACGACAAUGGCGCAGGCGAAACCCCAAAGGAUGGCAAAAAGGCAGCGAGAAGAGAGAGUACCGUGUCGACCAGCACGCCUUCCCGGAAGCAAGAGCCGCCCAUCGACCCUCAGCUCACGCGACCGCAUCUGCCGCAUACCACAUCGCAAACCUCGGAAUUAAGUCUCCAGGCCUCGCCCAAAGUAGAAUCAACUGGCAGCAGUGGAGGUUUGAGCUUGAGCACGCGCAACCGAAUGCCAUACUUCAGGUAUUUCGGGCCUACAGCCAUAGUACCCGGACUGCGACAGAUGGUCGUCAAAGUGCGAGGCAAGCAACAUGGCAGUGCCCAGACUACAUCAGAUCAACACGCAAUCGAGUCCUCGCCUGCACAGCCAUCAGUUGGCUCACCACCAGCGCCAGAAGCCCGCACGCCAGCCGAGAUACCCGUAUACGAUGCCUCGUCAAUGUCACCAAGUCCGCUCAUCACCCAUCUCUGUAAACUAUUCUUCCUACACCUUGGCUGCUCUUUCCCCUUCCUACAAAGAGAGCGCUUUUUGCGAGACUUGGAAGAGAAGCAGGUGGAUGCCAUCCUCGUCGACGCUGUCUGUGCGUUAGCGGCCCGAUUCUCGACACAUCCUAUGCUGACAGGCAAGAGCGACCAACAGAAAGAUGAUGGAACGGAGACUCCAAAAGUCCCGCCUUCAGAACACGGCCAAGCCUUUGCCCAGCGAGCAAAAUCAGCUAUCCCAGAUGCUUUUCCAUGUCCUAGUGUGGCAGUGGUACAAGCUGCGUUGCUUCUUGCAUACGAUGAAUUCGGUGCGAGCCGCGACAGUGGACUUUGGAUGUAUCUCGGUGUAGCCAUUCGCAUGGCGCAGGAUCUAGGCAUGCAGUCUGUGGGAGGUCUGAAGUACGAAGGUCGCAAGGGACCAACACCAAAUUCCAUUAAGAGCUACCCAGAUGGCGGGCGGCACGCGGAGCAACCAACUAUUCAAGAUAGCCACGGGAGUAGUGCGGAGGAGCAAGAGCAAAGAGCCGCUGAGCGCGAGAGGUUAGAUACUUUUUGGUCAAUAUUUUUCCUUGAUCGCGUCAUAUCUUCUGGAACGGGACGGCCGGUCACCCUCCGAGAUCGCGACAUCGAGAUCUCUUUCCCUUCCCUGGAUGAGGUCGACUCUUCUGGAUGGCCUUUGCCAUAUCCGGCACUGAUCCGUAUCAUUCACCUCUACGGUCGUGUGACUGAUCUCCUGAACCGGAUAAGAAGCGCCGAUGACAUCACAGCUGACCUGCAGAAGCAACUCGGAGCAUGGGAAGAUCGCUUGACAGGCAUCUACCAAAACCUGUCGCCUAAGCUUCACUUCAACGCAGUCAACUUCCAGCAAUAUGUCAAGCUCAAUCAGGGAACGAAUUUUCUUCUACUGCAUUGCUGGUUCCACACUCUAAUCGUUCUUUUGCAUCAGCCAACGCUGCUCCGGACGUUCGAAGGAACUCCACAAUCUUUGUCUACUAACAGCAGAGAACUUUCCAUGUCUUCUGCCAAGACUGUCGCUGAUAUACUAGCCUUUACCGAGCUCAUUGAUGUAAAGACUGGAAUUGGCAAUCCCUUCACCAGUCAACCGAUAUACAUAGCCGCGUGUGCCUUCCUUAAAGAAACGGCACUUCACUCAGCAUCGUCCCAGCCUCAGUCUUGUCCUGCAAGCCCCGGUCGAAAUGGGGAGAACGGACAAAAGACCUCUACUCAACAUUCCCUUGACCGUCUGAAUUCCACCAACAGCUCUGUCAAAGACCUGGAGCAAAAGCAAACAGCCGCUAAGCAUACAUUGCUUGCCUCUGCUGCCAACCAAAAUUAUCAACGUUGUUACCGCGCCCUCAAAGCCUUAGAAACAUACUGGGCUGGAGUCAAGUACAUUAUGACUGUUUUGGAUCAAAAGGCGAAAGGCGUUGGUGAUCCUCUGCUGUACACAACCGAAGAGAUGGAAAGUGCAUUAGAAGCCCCUCGACCUGAGCCAUCGUUCACCAGUCCAGGCUGGAGAAGGAAGCUUAGCUGGGGGACCUAUCUGACAGCACAAAAUUCAGAUGCUGAUGUAGCAAAGAUGGCGGCUGCGAUACGCAAGGGUGCGAGGACGCCAAAUAUGCCCGGCUCGCCAAUGGUACACCCCAGCCAAGCCAUCGGAUGGUCGCUUACGGGUACUAUGAACUCGCCUUCAACAAAUGUCGCAGUUAUGUACACAUCCGAAAAUGGUGAAGGUCGGAGCACGAAGCCACCACCUACAAAAGUACCUCCAGCCAGUACUCAGCCCUCCAUCGCUUCGUUGAUAUCGGAUCCUCCCAUUAAAUUCGAGCCACGUCACCAAUCUCUACCGUCACCUUCCGCUUUCUCGCAGUUCAGCUCAGCGUCCAUGCCACCGCCUCCGCCAAACCCAUCUUUCAACCAUAUCCCUACCCCAGACCCGGUCUUGGUGUCAGAUGCGGACCUCCUCUUAAAUCUACACUCUCCGUUCUCUGGUGGCUCACCGUCAGCCAUCAGAACGCCACUACAAAAUCCAACGUCGUAUACACGUUCAUCUUCACAACAACACAACCAACUACAUCCUACCCCUCAAACAGAAUUCUCGCCCACUUUCGGAACUUUCAACACACCUUCAGACAACACUUUCGGUGAUAUGGUCAUUGACACACAAGACGUCGAUAUGUCCCUUCUAGGCGCUGAUAUGAUGCCUUGGGACUUGGAGUACUUACCACAUGACAUGCUUUAUUUCGGCGAUGGCGGCUUUGGAAAUGGUGGAUUUGCGGGUGAUGGCGCGUCAGGGGAUCAUAAUACGGGAUAACGCUUUCGGCAACCAUUACACAAUGUACAUUAGGGACAGACUUUUGUGGAGUCUUAUAUUUUUCAAGCCGGAAUAUCGGGGUUUUCCAUUCAGGGAGGAUUGGACUUGAGUGGAGUUUGAUACCAUUCUGCUUCUUACAUGUAUGAAUUGAGAUGAGAGAAAAUUACUAUAUCAAGGCCUCGACGCAAUAGUUUUGCUGCAAUUUAUUGACUUGAUGUAACGGAUGUC